Molecule: messenger RNA, 1505 nt
Organism: Chilo suppressalis (striped riceborer)
Lineage: Eukaryota; Metazoa; Arthropoda; Insecta; Lepidoptera; Crambidae
Source: the annotation of a GenBank genome assembly
UUACCUGCUAUUCCAAUAGCUCUCUCAGAUGAUUAUGGAAUUAAGCACCUCUCCCUGUAAGAGACGUCCUUGAACCACAAAAAGAACGUUACACAGGAUGUCGACGAGUGUACAUAAUUCCAGCGAAGAAUCCUUUACAUCCCAAAUUUCAUAUUUUUUACCACAAGAACCAAAACUUCACUAUGAAACAAUUUUGCAGAUUUGACGCAGUCACUUUUUGAAUAGACUUUUCUUUUCACGGCAAAUGCUUGUUAUGUACCAGCAUCUGAAAAGCAUAGAUUGAAAGAGCAUUGAUUAAUUCUAAUUUAGAAGAGAAGCAUAUCUAUCACUCAUUCUGACAGACUGUCAGACAGUCUGAUCGUAAUUUGUUUGUGACCGAUACAGCUGCAAAAUUUCAUCCACCAUUCAAGGAAAACUUUACUUAAUGUAUAUUUUAGGCUCAAUAACGGCAAUAUCAAUUGCCGCUUUAGAUAUAAAAUAGGUGAACAGAGUGAGAAUAAAUGAGACUUUGGUUACUAGUGUUUCUGUCUUUGGGGGGUUUGACAGUGUGGGGUUAUCCGGAGCGAAGAGCGGCGGAGAAGUUGCAACUGGCACAGUCGCAACAACAGUCACAAUUGCAGGACAAGAAAGAAAACAAAGUGCGGGAAACCCCGAGGGACUGUAAAGGAAAGUGUGCGACGAGUAUAGCUCAAAAGGCUGCCGCUGAGGCGAAGGCGGCUCAAGCUGCGCAGAACGCUGCUGGUGCGCAAGCAGCUCAUAUGGUAAAAACCCAACUGGCCGAAAAAGCGCUUCAAGCGGCAAAAGCAGCCGAAGCAGCUCUAGCAGGCAAACAGGCAGUAGUGGAACAACUCCAGCAAGAAGUGAAGGAAGCAGAAGCCGUGGUUGCUGAGAACACAGCGGCUGUGCAUCAGCAACAGGGCACUGUUAAUGCGGCUGUGCAAGCUGCCCAACAAGCGACUGCGCAGCACAAGUUGAUGAUGCAAGCGACAGCGCUUGCGGCGCAACUGGAGAAGUCUGCGCAUUGUGUUUUAGACAAGACGAAAUUUGGACUACAGGAGAAAUGCCACAAUUUGGCAGAAGCCAGAGCGAGGCUGGCACAUUUGCAACAUAAGCUGCAAUGCGCCUGCGCCGAAUGCUCGGCAACGAAGCAAGCCGCGCACUGCGCCUGCGAAGCCGCCAGAGCAGCUUGCGGCAACGCUAGACGUAAAAAGCACAUCGUUGAAAUAAAAGACGCAUCAAAAGAUACCAAGAGUAGAAGAUAACUCAUUAUUAAACUAAGUGACCAUGUAGGCUUUCUCGGUAAGAUUUUAUUCGCCAUUAAUAAAUUACCUGAACGAUCAUGGAUAUACACAGUUUACGGUUAGCACUAAACACGUGGAUAUUUUAACUUGUAUUUUAGAUUAAUGUCGUUUACUUAGUUUUGUAAUGUCGUGUGUUAAGAUGUGAUGUAUAAGAUUUUUGAUAAAAGUUCGUAUAAGCUUCUGGUAAUAUAGUUUUUAAAUCGU